CAUUUCAGUACAAAUACUGCAUUUCCUUACAUCCGUUCUACUCACUAGAUACGAUUCGUUUUACUGUUUUAUAUAAUAUAUAGGAUUUAAAAAAGUUUAUUUUUUAAUUUUUUUUCUUAUUCUAUAUAUUUUGUAAAUAUGGAAACCCCUAUUUUGUAGAAUGGUACAGCCAAAAGCGCAGCGCACCAGGAAGAGAGACUGCUCGAACGUACGUUGGAGGGGAGGGCGGUGCUGGAAGAAAUAGCGUAUAGUGUUUCAAUAAAUACCUGCCUGCGGAGCCGUAAAGGUUUUCGUAUGUGCUGUUUGUCUGUAACAACGUUGGAAUAACAACCUUAUAAGCAGACGUUCCUCUUCUUAUCCAAGUUACAUUCAAUGCCUAACACUGCAGAAAUUCAAGGAGCAAAUAACACAGACAGUGGCAAUCAGACUACUGAUACUAGGAAUCCCAGCAGAGAUGUUGAACACAGUUUGUUGAAUUCAGUUAGUAACGAUGCUUCAGCUGUUCGCAGAAGAGGUUCCAAUGAUCGACAGCAUCCCUGGACCUGCCCCGUGACACACUCUAGGGAAAAGUUUUACACUGUCUGUUCAGACUACGCCCUCCUAAAUCAAGCUGCAUCAAUAUAUAAAUCACCUUGCACUUCAGCAGAAAAUCCAGGAAGAACACACGACGGAGCCUCAUCUUUUGUUGAAGUGCCUGUAUCAAACUGCAAUGAGGGCAUCUCCAAUGUAACCUGUAAAGCAGAGACUGACUUAGAAGAUAUGUCUGUUAGGCAUGUUAAGCCCAUGCUUGCCUGGGAAAUAGAUACAACAGAUUUUGAUGCUGUGCUGACAAGAAAGAAAAGCAGAACAGGCAGUGUGAAGAAGACUGGUUCUAAAAAGAUGAAUGCAUCUGAGAAACACAGGAAUUUUCAGGAGUUUACUCAGCAUUUGUCUGUAGAAGAAGUAAAACAAAGAAAAGUGCUGGAUCUCAGAAGAUGGUACUGCAUCAGCCGUCCUCAGUACAAGACUUCAUGUGGGAUAUCAUCACUAGUUUCCUGCUGGAAUUUCCUGUACAGCACUCUUGGAGCAGGGAGUCUUCCACCUAUUACCCAAGAGGAAGCUUUACAUAUAUUAGGAUUUCAACCACCUUUUGAAGAAAUUAAGUUUGGACCAUUUACUGGAAAUGCAACAUUAAUGAGGUGGUUCAGGCAAAUCAAUGAUAAUUUUCGAGUUCGAGGGUGUUCAUAUAUCUUAUACAAACCACAUGGAAAGAAUAAAACUGCUGGAGAAACAGCUGAAGGAGCCUUGAUGAAAUUAACACAAGGACUAAAAGAUGAUUCAAUGGCAUUUAUUUAUCACUGUCAAAAUCACUAUUUUUGUCCUGUGGGAUUUGAAGCUACUCCUCUAAAAGCCGCUAAAGCAUACAGAAGUCUUCUUCCUUAUAAUGAAAUGGAGCAUUGGAUUCUUAUUGGAGAGCCAAGCAGAAAACAUCCGGCAAUUCACUGCAAAAAGUGGGCAGAUAUAGUAACUGAUCUUAAUACCCAGAAUCCAGAAUACUUAGACAUUCGUCACACAGAGAGAGGUUUGCAGCACCGAAAAACAAAGAAGGUUGGUGGAAACUUGCACUGCAUUAUAGCUUUUCAAAGAGUAAACUGGCAAAAGCUUGGUCCUUGGGCGUUAAAUAUUGAGAAUCUGCGACAUGAUUUUCACACUCCUGGAGGUGAUCGUGUGAUGACCAGCAUAUCUGAGAGAAGGGAAGAAAAAGCAUCUGGUAAACGCCAUGGACGGUUGGGGAGAUCACACAGUGGUGGACUCCAGAAAGAAUCUGGUUGGAAGAGAUUAUCUAAUAGUUAUGAGUAUGGGUGUGGUGGAUCCCCAGAAAGUGAAAUGGAGGAAGAUAAUACAGACUAAGAAUGCUAAAUGUAGUUCAUCAUGUACAUUAUAUGUAACCUGGAAGGGGGAACAGAGUCCAAUGUAAGUGUUUAACAGAUGUUCAGCCUUUAAAAUUGUCAAUGUGGUAUUUGAUGUUUUCUCUUUUGUCUUGUUAGGUGGAAUAGUCAGGUAUUUAAUAAAAUGUUUUUUUUUUCUUUUUUGUGACCUGUGGAAACAGUAAAGGCCACAUGCCUGAGUCACACUAUAUCUAUCUCAGGAUUCCUAUUGGCAGGGACACUUGUGCCUUUUAAUAGGAUUCACAAUUUGGAUAAGUUACUUGCAUUAAGGGUGACUCUUUCCUAGAAAGAAAGGAAAGGAACAAUCACUGUAUUCACCUGUUAAAAACUCAACACUGUACACUGAUUUACAAAGUAGCUGUUAAAAUAAAAAAAAAUUAGCACAAAUUACAAUGACAAACCAACAGAAAAGGUUACUGUAAUGGAUAAUGACAAUUGGUGAAGUUCUUAAGACAUUUUAUUUGGUAUAGUGUAACAAAACAGAAAUGCAUGUAUAUGUCUGUAUGUUCUGCCUUUUAGUGGUAGAAUAAAUGGAGAUUAAUUUUAAGAUACAAAUUGAAACUGUGUCUUUAUAGAAGUUUACUUUCUAGUGAAUAUUUAUAAUUUAUUUAAUUUUUGUUAUUUCAGUAUUGGCACAUUUAAACACUAAAUUUUCUUCAGAUCUUCAGAUAUGACGCUGGUGUAUUCUUUGCCUUAACUCCGCAAUGUCCAAGGGAGUGAUUCGGCAACAUCCGCCUAGAAGAGGGAAACAAAAUAGAAAGCAUCUUCACUUCUUGUGUUGCAACUAUUUUUGUUUUAAAUUCAUAUUAACUGACACAUUUUUAUAAUUAUACUAUAAUAGCUUUUAGUAACAAGACUUCUUUACUGUUUUUGAACUGCUGAUUAUCAGAUAUGGAGAUUGUAGACUAUUUUGUUUUCCCUUUAAUCUUAGUUUUGUUUUUUUUUUCUUGGAGUACAUACAGUAUUGUUUUUGUUAUAAUUACUUAGAAACAUAAUACAGUACACCUUGUAUACUGUACAGAUUAUUUCUAAAUAAAACAAAAUAUUUAAUGAAAUGCACAGUACCAGGCAAGAAAAGAUGAAGUAAAACACAUAAUGUUGCACUAUAAAACAUGGAAUACUCCUCAGAACUUUAACAUUCCUCAUACAGUACCCUGUAGUACACAAUAGUAUGCAUGACUACUACAAAACCAAAGUUUAUUAUUGUAGAAAACAACAGCGCUAUCUGGAAUGUCACUCCUCAUACCCUAAUGAAGUGAAUCACAAAGGUGACUUCAAAACACUUGCAGCUGCUUUUAUAUCUUGCUUCCACUAGGUUUACAAUAAUGGCUCACUUUUGUCUUGCAUUCAUACUGUACGUGUCUUCUUUUUCUCUAUUACCAUGCAUUGAAACACAAGGACUGCUUUAGACAAUAGUGAAGUCACAAAACGUUGCACUUAUGUGGUGUGUGUAUAUUUUUUAAUUAGCGAUUUAAAAAAUAAAUACAUUUUAUCUUUGAAGUUU
Polypterus senegalus (gray bichir) is the source of this 3432-nucleotide messenger RNA. Its product is annotated as basic immunoglobulin-like variable motif-containing protein. Gene Ontology annotation, biological process: nucleotide-excision repair. The coding region runs from base 373 to 1890 and encodes 505 amino acids. The transcript is spliced from 10 exons. The record is from RefSeq and is a predicted model, not a curated record. NCBI's taxonomy places the organism in Eukaryota, Metazoa, Chordata, Cladistia, Polypteriformes, Polypteridae. Gene Ontology annotation, cellular component: nucleus. Gene Ontology annotation, molecular function: DNA endonuclease activity; single-stranded DNA binding.